Arachis ipaensis is the source of this 4094-nucleotide messenger RNA. NCBI's taxonomy places the organism in Eukaryota, Viridiplantae, Streptophyta, Magnoliopsida, Fabales, Fabaceae. The record is from RefSeq and is a predicted model, not a curated record.
AUAAGGAGAGAGAGAGAGAAAGAGAGAGAGAGCAUCGGAAUAGGCAAUAGCGCAUAGCUAUUAGUCACUGCCAUACAAGAAGCAAGAAGUAGUGAAGAAGAAAAAGUGUGAAACAGUUCAAUGUAGUGUUAAUUGUGGUGGUUGUUGUGAUUGCGGUUGCUUUUUGUUUUCUGCUCCGCUACUCUUCAAACCACCGCGCUUUUCGUUCUUUCCUUCUCUCUCAAUUUCUUCACUCAACAACCACUACUCUUUCUCAUGCUCUCUCUCUCUCCUGCUGUUAAAAAUCUAUUUCCCUCUCUCUCUCUCUCUCUCUUGCAGCUGUAUCGUUAUCUUAAGUUCUAAUCUUCCUAAUUGAUCACACAUUGGGACUCGUUUUCCUUCCCCUGGAACCUCGAUUAACCUCUAAUCUCUCUCCCUAAUUUUCUUUUUCUUUUAAUUUUCUUUUUCUGUUUCGAUGGAGACAUCGGAGAAUUGUUCUGUGAAAGUUGCUCUUCACAUUCGUCCGCUCAUUGCUGAUGAACGACAGCAAGGUUGCAGAGAAUGCGUUUCAGUUACGCCUGCGAAGCCUCAGGUCCAAAUUGGGUCACAUUUCUUUACAUUUGAUCAUGUUUACGGAAAUGGUGGGUCUCCUUUGGCUGAUAUGUUCGAAGAAUGCAUUGCCCCGUUAGUUGAUGGCUUAUUCCAAGGAUAUAAUGCUACUGUACUUGCGUAUGGCCAGACAGGAUCUGGGAAAACAUAUACAAUGGGAACUGGCUAUAGUGACAAUUGUCAGACACAGGCUGGAUUAAUUCCUAAGGUUAUGAAUGCCUUGUUCAGCAAGAUUGAAACACUAAAGCAUCAGACAGAAUUUCAGUUGCAUGUGUCCUACAUUGAGAUUUUGAAGGAAGAGGUGAGGGACUUGUUAGAUUCUAUAUCUAACAGUAAAUUGGAAUCUGCUAAUGGCAAUUCUGGAAAAGCAACUGUUCCUGGGAGAACACCGAUACAAAUUCGUGAAACCUCAAGUGGAGUCAUAACACUGGCAGGAUCAACUGAAGUUGCUGUGAGUACACUACAGGAGAUGUCUACUUGCUUGGAGCAGGGUUCUUUAAGUAGGGCAACAGGAAGUACAAAUAUGAACAACCAGUCCAGUCGGUCACAUGCCAUCUUCACAAUCACACUAGAACAGAUGCGCAAGCUCCAUUCAAUUUCUCCCGACAAUGACUCUUCAGACGAGGAUAUGGGUGAAGAAUACCUUUCUGCAAAGCUCCAUUUGGUAGAUCUAGCUGGAUCUGAGCGAGCUAAAAGAACUGGUUCUGAUGGUGUUCGUUUAAAAGAAGGCAUACACAUCAAUAAAGGUCUCCUUGCACUUGGAAAUGUCAUAAGCGCAUUGGGAGAUGAGAAAAAGCGAAAGGAGGGUAUGCAUGUCCCGUAUCGGGAUAGCAAACUCACUCGACUUUUGCAGGAUUCACUUGGUGGAAACAGCAAAACUGUCAUGAUAGCUUGCAUUAGUCCUGCCGACAUCAAUGCUGAGGAAAGUCUCAAUACUCUCAAAUAUGCAAAUCGUGCUCGCAAUAUUCAAAAUAAGCCUAUUGCUAAUCGAGAUUUGAUAUCCAAUGAGAUGCAGCAAAUGCGUCAACAGUUAAAGUACUUGCAGGCUGAACUUUGUGCUCGGGGAGGAACUCCAGCUGAUGAAGUGCGGGUUCUCAAGGAAAGGAUUGUGUGGCUUGAGGCGACUAAUGAGGGCCUCUCUCAUGAACUUCAUGAAUAUCGCAGUAGAUGUGCUUUUGUAGACAAAUGUGAAAUUGAUGAACCAGAUGGUCAUAUUUAUCUUGAAAGACACUUUCAGAGCUCUGUUUCAUCUGAUCAUCCCAUGAUUGAAAGUAUAUCUGAGAGGGAUAGGAUCAAUGACUCAUGGCCCUGCAUCCUUCUUUCAGAAGAAUAUAGAAGUGACGAUUCAGGUGAAAGUGAUGAAGCAGUAAAGGAAUUGGAGCAUGCACUUUUGCAGAAUACCAUGGAUAAAGAGAUGAAUGAGUUAAAUAAGCGCUUAGAGCAGAAAGAGUCUGAGAUGAAGCGCAUUGGAAUUGAUACUGAAGCACUCAAAGAGCACUUUGGGAAAAAAAUUAUGGAGCUUGAAGAGGAAAAAAGAAAAGUGCAGCAAGAGAGGGACCAUUUGUUGCAUGAGGUAGAGAAUCUUUCAGCUAAUAUUGAUGGACUAGCACAGAAAUCUCAAGAUGUUCGUGGCCAAAAAUUGAAAGCACUGGAAGCACAGAUUUUAGACCUCAAGAAGAAACAAGAAAACCAGGUGCAGCUACUAAAGCAAAAGGAGAAGAGCGAAGAAACUGCAAAAAAAUUGCAAGCUGAAAUACAGUACAUCAAGGCUCAAAAGGUCCAAUUGCAGCAUAAAAUGAAGCAAGAGGCAGAACAAUUUCGACAAUGGAAGGCUUCUCGAGAAAAGGAGUUACUUCAGUUGAAAAAGGAGGGGAGAAGGAAUGAGUAUGAAAGACAUAAACUUGAGGCUCUAAACCAGCGCCAAAAAAAGGUGCUUCAUAGGAAGACAGAGGAAGCAACAAUAGCCACAAAAAGGCUAAAGGAAUUAUUGGAAGCCCGCAAAUCUUCUCCACGUGAAAACUCUGCUUAUUCAAAUGGACACCUUCAACCUGGGCUGGUUAAUGAGAAAUCCCUCCAAAAAUGGCUUGAUCAGGAGCUUGAGGUCGUGGUACAUGUGCAUGAAGUUCGUGCUGAAUUCGAAAAGCAAAAGCAGGUCCAAGCUGCAUUGGAGGAAGAGUUGGCUACACUGAAACAAGUCCAUCAGUUCUCGGAUUGCCAGAGUAUCCCUACAGGACAGAACAAAUAUUCCAGAUUAUUAUCCAUGCCACCGGAUGUAAAAGUCUCAAGAAUAGCUUCUCUUGAGAAUAUGCUGGGCAUGUCUUCGGCUGCUUUGAAAGCCAUGGCUUUACAACUUACAGAGGCUGAAGCAAGGGAACGUGCAUUAAGUAACCGUGGACGUUGGAACCAGUUACGCUCAAUGGGAGAUGCUAAGAAUGUGCUUCAGUACUUAUUCAAUGCUACAGCAGAAGCAAGGUGUCAAUUGUGGGAAAAGAAUAUAGAACUUCAGGACUUGAAAGAGCAAAUAAACGAACUAGCAAGGCUACAGAAAGAAAGUGAAACACAGAGAAAAGAACUUCUAAAGGAGCAAACACUUAAGGAAGAAGCUGUUUCUGUCGCCUUGAACACAUCAAUGGAAAACUCUCGGUCCUUGAAACACCUUGCGGAUGAAUUGAGUGGCCCAUUGUCUCCCAUGUCACUUCCCGCAACAAAGCAACUUAAAUUCACCCCUGGAGUUGUUAAUGGGUCAGUUACAGAGUCAGCUACUAUUAUGGACAAUGGAAGAAAGAUGAUACCCAUUGCGGAGUUGUCAGCAAGGAGGCUAGCAGCUGUUGGGCAAGCUGGAAAACUUUGGAGGUGGAAGAGAAGUCAUCAUCAAUGGCUGAUACAGUUUAAAUGGAAAUGGCAGAAACCGUGGAAACUUUCAGAAUGGAUCAAACACAGCGACGAAACAAUCAUGAGGUCAAGGCCUCGAGCACAGGCCUUGAUCAAUGCUAUGUGAGUUCGAGCUCAUAAGGACAUCAUUGUAACUCCAGUGCUUGCUCUCUGUUUCAACAUGGCUUGGCUAAAGCUCAGAUAGUUGUAGGUAAUCCACAAACAGUUUUUAACAUCCUAGACAACAUAGUGCUCCGAUAAACAUGUUGCAUUUUCUUUCCAUAACUACCUAGAGGAGUGUGCCACUUGAAUUCUUUAGCACUGAAAUUGUUCUCCAACUUGCAGUGUGUAUACAGGCAAUAAGUAAAUUGGAAAAGCUUGCUGAGAGUUUGGCUGUUGGAAAAGGCUGUGUUAUGGUCAUUUGUGUAUGUUGUAAUUUUGUAACGACACAUGUAGGCGUACGCUGACAUUUAAUAAUAUCAUAGGAAAAAUCAGUUUUAGUUUUAGAUAGUUAAAACCAAAAUGGUCCUCCUUUUGCAUGUACUACAAAAGAUAUUGCAAGAUUUUUUGUACAGAUAAACUAGUCCCCAAAAUUACUCAUAUUAUGAUGUUAGCUAAUAAUCUUUCAUUCUUGA